This is a messenger RNA of Funneliformis caledonium, 1269 nucleotides long. The record is from the annotation of a GenBank genome assembly. NCBI's taxonomy places the organism in Eukaryota, Fungi, Glomeromycota, Glomeromycetes, Glomerales, Glomeraceae.
AUGUAUGAAGAACGCGUCAUAAUGCCAUUGUUUUUAUCGAACAGUGCAAAUUUGAACACUAAUGCAUUAGCGAAUAAAUUUCAUCAUCUUGAUCGAAUAGAAAAAGAACGAUGUCGUCAAGCAACCAAGAAUUCCAAUGAUCCAUUCAGUAUGUCAAUUGCAAUCAAUAGAGCAUCAAUUAACUAUAAUAGGUAUAGUGACAUUAUACCGUUUAAUUACAAUAGGAUAAAGUUAUUGCAACAAAGACCAAAUAAGACGGACUAUAUUAACGCAAGUUAUAUUGAAGCGCCAAAUAAUGUUAGAAGGUAUAUCGCAACUCAAGGACCAUUGAAAGAGACCAUUGAAGAUUUUUGGUUAAUGAUUUGGGAAAAGGAAACUCAUAUAAUCGUAAUGUUAACAAAUCAAAUUGAGAGAGGAGAAAUUAAAUGUGAAACCUAUUGGCCUAAAGAAAUUGGAAAUUAUACGAUGUUUAAAGACAUUGGAUUAAAAGUUACAUUGGAAUCCGAGAUAUUGGAUUCAAAAGCAACUUGUUAUGAAAGGACUUUUAAACUUGAAAAAUUACGAGGAAGAGACAUAAUCACAGAAUCAAGACAGAUCACUCAAUUACAAACCAUUGCAUGGCCGGAUCACGGAGUUCCUGAUUCACCUGAUCCUAUUAAUAAUUUAAUUAUUAAGAUGAACGAGCGUAUGCAACAUUGUAAUCGAAAUUCUGGGCCCAUCGUGGUACAUUGCAGCGCAGGAUGUGGUAGAACUGGUACUUUUUGCACGGUAGAUUCUACUUUGGCUCUAUUGCCUGGUUUACAACAGAAUGAUUCUACCGAUUUGAUUUUUAACGUUGUUCAACACUUUAGACAACAACGUAUUUCGAUGGUACAAAAUUUGGCUCAAUAUCAAUUUUGUUAUUUGACUGUCCUUAGUAAACUUGUAUCGGAUUAUGAACGUCCUCAAUCAUCAGAUCCUCUCCAAUCUGAUCCUCCCUCAUCCUUUUCUCCUGUCUACUGUGCACAUGAUAAUCCACCUCCUGUAUCACCAAAUCAACCUGGCUUGCGUUGUAAAAAACGUGCAUGGACCAAAGAGGAAGACCACGCUUUACUUGAUUCAAUCAUUGUUGAAUUAUCAGGCCGUUGGUCCUCAAUUUGUUCUCGAAAUGAAUUACUGAUUCAACGCGGGCCUAGCAUGGCGUCACAAAGAUUUAAAAGCUCGAUUAAACAUAAGCUGUUGAGUGGAGAAAAUUCCAAAAGGCCACGAUUAAAGGAUGACGAAGAAUAA